Medioppia subpectinata is the source of this 1117-nucleotide messenger RNA. NCBI's taxonomy places the organism in Eukaryota, Metazoa, Arthropoda, Arachnida, Sarcoptiformes, Oppiidae. The record is from the annotation of a GenBank genome assembly.
UGGCAAACAUUCACAAUAAUUGUCACGUUUUUGUGUUUACAUGUGUUUUGAACGACAAAUGUGUUGAUAAUUAAUGAUCUGAUUUGUGGUCAAAGAGGAGGAAUACGAUGCAAAACGACGACGUGAUUUGGAGUGUUUUGAACGGAAGUUUUUGCUCACAUAAAGUGCAGACAAAGACUCAGCACUUUUGCCGCAAUGAGUACAACGUGUCGGGUCUGUGCAGUCGGACGGCGUGUCCGACAAAGACUCAGCACUUUUGCCGCAAUGAGUACAACGUGUCGGGUCUGUGCAGUCGGACGGCGUGUCCGUUGGCUAACAGUAAUUACGCGACGGUUAGGGAAGAGAAAGGCAUUUGUUAUUUGUUUGUAAAGACCAUCGAAAGAGCGGCCUUUCCAUCGAAAUUAUGGGAAAAGACUAAACUCUCGAAGAACUACGAGAAGGCUUUGGAACAAAUCGAUAAGAGUUUACUUUAUUGGCCGAAACACAUGAAACACAGGUGUAAACAGCGGUUAACGAAAAUAACACAAUAUUUAAUACGAAUGAGACGUUUGGCUCUCAGGAGACAGAAAAAGUUGGUUCCCUUGCAGUCAAAGAUCGAGAGACGGGAACGAAGGCGUGAAGUGAAGGCUCUUUUGGCCGCAAAACUCGAUAACGCCAUCGAAAAGGAGUUAUUAGAGAGACUGAAGAGAGGAACGUAUGGAGACGUCUAUAACUUCCCGCAAACGGCGUUUGAAAAGGCUUUGAAUGAGGAGGAGGUCGACAGUGACUCGCAAUCACUCAAAGACAAAGAAGUCGAGGAAGAGAUGGAAAGCGAUACGGAAGAGGCGGCCAUUGAGUACGUGGCGGCCAAUGACUUCCAAGAGAGUGACUCAGAGAUGGAAGACUACGACACGCGUGAAGACAUCACUUCAAGUGAUGAAUCCGACGACGAAAGCAAUGAUAAGAAGAAAUUACGCAAAAAGUCGGUUAAAAGUGGGCCUAAAAUUGAAAUCGAAUUCGAGAGGGAAUACGAAACGGCCGGUCCUUCGCGUCUCAAAUAGUUGUCAUUAUAUUAUCACAAAAAUCAUUACAUUUUAUUUGAAUAAAAAAUAAUAAAAGUUUUAAUUUUUCUCUAAUA